UUUUGUGCGAAACCACUUCUACCAACAAUGGGUAUCACUGCAGUUGCUGUCGGCGGCGCUAGCGGCCUGUUUGUCUCGACCAUGUCCAACCUGCUGCGCCACCGGCCAGCGACGCGAGGAUUCACACUUCACGCCAGCUCUCUGGUCGUUGGCCUUGCUUUCGGCGUCGUGUACUCGAACUUGGCUGAUUCCAUCGAAGAGCGCAAGAACGUCCUGCUGGAGGAGCGGAAAGCCCGCAACGAGGCCAAGCAGCAGUAACGAGCAGUCGCUCGUUUCCAGCUUCGUUGAACGAUGAUCAUCCGCAAGGUUCAGGCGUUGUCUUCCGUUUUGUUGUUGUUUGCUGCCAGCGCUGUGACGAUAGAAGCUUGCACAUGAUUGUUUCACACAAUAUAAACCAACCAUUGCAUUUUUGAACCACU
Molecule: messenger RNA, 419 nt
Organism: Capsaspora owczarzaki ATCC 30864
Lineage: Eukaryota; Filasterea; Ministeriida; Capsasporidae
Exons: 3
Coding region: 28-258 (76 amino acids)
Source: RefSeq, a predicted model, not a curated record